ACGAUUCAGUUUGUCAACAAGCAGCACAGCUGAAGGAUUUACGCGUUGGAGGACCGUUUGUUUGACUUAUAGUAUUGAACUGAGUGAAAAACAAGAGAGAACGUAGAAAGUGAAACCGAUUUAGAAAAGACACGCUUCAAAAUGGGAGGCUGCGGAGCAUGGCUCGAGAUGACGCAGAAGAACAAGCCGCAAUCGAACACUUUGGCGGCAGGCGCCAUGACCCUGCUGACCAGCGGUAUGAUGGUUGGAUCUACCAUCUUCAACAUGGACCUGCGGUACCAAGCGUGGACGUUCGAUCAUUCCGAGGGUACCGUUCUGGCAGUGUCGAUCAUCUUCUACGUGGCGGCAGUUGUAGGAACCUUGGCUGGCUAUCUCCUGGUCGAUCGCUACGAGAAGAAACCACUUUCGAAAGUCUACAUGGUGCUAGCUGUCGUAGCUUGCGUCCUUCUCGUGGCCAAGCCGGACCAUAUAAUCGUAGUGGCCUUCGCACGUGUCCUAUUAGGCCUAGCGCACGGAAUGGCUUACUUGAUCUUCCCGAUUCACGGCGGCGAAACCUCAAUUAAAGAACUCCGCGGUAUGAACAUGGCCGGCAUUAGUUACUGCCUUAUGAUAGGAGCCUUGACAUUUGGUUCCAUCAGCCCCGGAGCAACCUUCGGUUGGAUGGAUCCCAACCGGUUGAUGGGCAUUCUUGGUCUGGUGUUCGCUAUCCUCGGAGGAUUGUUGGCUCAGUUCCUGACCUACGAGUCGCCGGUGUUUCUCCUGCAGCGAGGACGCGACGCCGAAGCGGUCACAAGCAUGAUGAAGCUGCGGAACGAGUCGACUGAGACGUGGGAUAUCCGGAACGAUCUGACCGAGUUCAAGACCAUGCUAACCGAAGACGAGCUCGGAUCGCGAUCGAUCCUCAAAGAUGGAAACAUCCGGCCCCUGGUGUUGAUAUCCCUCUGCAAGAUUGCCUCUGUACUGUCGUUCAACAUGGCGUUGAAUUUAGUUCGCCUGCGACUGCUCGAUCAACUCUUUGGAAUGGAACAAUACAGCAUGGCUGCGGUCGUCAUCUUGCUGUUCCGAAUCGUCAUGGGAACCACUAUUCUCUUCAUAAUCGACCGCUUUGGACGGAGGGCGACCAUGGUGACAUCAACUGUUGGUAGUGGAUUCAUCCUGGUGGUUCUGGGCACCAUAUACCUAGCUAAUUAUUCGUUCAACCGAGACGUGGGCAUCGCGAUCAUGCUUGCAUACGAAAUAGUUGCUUCAGCGGGAAUAACCUUCGUUCCUGAUGUGUACAGUUCGGAAGCCUUCAGUACGAAAAAGAAGGCAGCAUCCAUCGGUGUCGUGAAUACGGUGGAGAAUCUGCUGCAGAUUCUGAUCACCUGUAUUGUAUUUUCGUGGGAUUUUGUAAGCACUUACCGCUACGGAGGGGUGAUGAUGACUUUUGGAAUCCCGUUGAUCGUUUUGGCAGUGAUAUUCUAUAUGUUCCUACCGGAGACUACUAAGAUGACCAUUCGACAGUCGCGUAAUGAAUUUGCCAAACGAGGAGAGAUCGUGUUCGGAGGAACUAAGAAACCGAUGAACAAUUUGAACGAGUGAAUAAAUUUGAGUAUCUUUUUUCAA
Messenger RNA from Aedes albopictus (Asian tiger mosquito), 1605 nucleotides. RefSeq lists its product as uncharacterized. The transcript is spliced from 3 exons. Gene Ontology annotation, molecular function: transmembrane transporter activity. Gene Ontology annotation, cellular component: membrane. Gene Ontology annotation, biological process: transmembrane transport. The record is from RefSeq and is a predicted model, not a curated record. Bases 142 to 1581 code for a protein of 479 amino acids. NCBI's taxonomy places the organism in Eukaryota, Metazoa, Arthropoda, Insecta, Diptera, Culicidae.